UACGCGUAGCGCCAGAGGAAGGAAGGAGGGACUGGGCUUCAGGGAUUUUAUCUGCAUACUGUGUCAGGUUCUACCGGGGGAUGCUAACGGAAUAACGACCACAGUCAUGCGUUCAUCAACAUACGAAAAAUAAACAUUGCAACGGUGUCAUUCCGUUCAUAAUAGUAAUAUUUGAUGAAAUACCGUGUGGAAUAAGCAGCUAUAUUUUACAUUUUGGGAGAUUUGACUACUGCACCUACACAGCAGACGACCACCAUGGCAGACAGUUUUAUGGGCAAGGCGGCUACCAUGGAGAUUCCUAUCAACAGCAACGGAGAGACCCUGGCUGAGGAUGACAGUUUGGAGCAGGUGGGUCAUAUGGCUGCAAAGAUUCAGUGGACCUUAGAUGAGAAGGACCUGCAGCAGGUGAUGGUGUCUGGUCCCAACCUGAAUGAGACCAGCAUCGUGUCUGGAGGCUACGGAGGACCUGCAGGGGGCAUCAUACCCACCUCCUCCAUCAAAGGCCCUGCUAUCCACUUCAACCCUCAGUAUGUGGACAGGAGACGUCCCCCUGCCCUUAACUGUGCCCUUGUCCCUGGAGCCGAACCUCAGCCCACAGACCUGCGAAUGAAGUCCAGGGCACAGGGUGUAGGUCUGGUCCCCAGCCAGUCAGCAGCCAGCAGGAUAGCCAACCAGAACCAGACUGACCAGCCAUUCACAGGGUCGGGGAUGCACCACAGUAACAGCAACCAGAACAUGUCAGUGGAGGAGGCUAAUCGUGGUGUGGCUGUGGAGAAACUAGACAGCGUUAAGAAGUGGGGCAUCAACACCUACAAGUGUACCAAGCAGAUGUUCUCUGAGCGGUUCGGCCGUGGUUCUCGGACGGUGGACCUGGAGCUGGAGGCCCAGAUAGACGUGCUCAGGGACACCAAGAGGAAGUACGAGUCUGUCCUGAGACUGACCAGCGCCCUGACCAGCCACUUCUACAACCUGGUCCAGACCCAGCAGGCCCUGGGGGACACCUUCGCGGACCUCAGCCAGAAAUCACCUGAACUACGGGAUGAGUUUGGCUACAACGCGGAGACCCAGAAGUUGUUGUGUAGGAAUGGGGAGGCUCUUCUUGGAGCCAUCAACUUUUUUGUGUCCAGCAUCAAUACACUGGUCAACAAGACAAUGGAGGACACACUGAUGACCAUCAAACUGUACGAGGCUGCAAGGCUGGAGUUUGAUGCGUACAGGGCCGACCUGGAGGAGUUGAGUCUGGGUCCUCGUGAUGCUGCCACCAUGGUGCGUAUAGAGGUGUCCCAGCAGCAGUACCAGGUGCAGAGAGACAAGUACGAACGGCUGCGCUCAGACGUCACCAUCAAACUCAAGUUCCUGGAAGAGAACAAGGUGAAGGUGAUGCACAAGCAGCUGCUGCUCUUCCAUAAUGCUAUCUCAGCCUACUUCGCUGGGAACCAGCAGCAGUUGGAACAGACACUGAGACAGUUCAACGUCAAGUUAAAGCCCCCAGGGUCAGACAAGCCCUCCUGGCUGGAGGAGAGCUAGAGUGAUCAGCUCCCAGUCUCCUGGGCUUGUAUGUAUCAAGCAUCUCAGAGUACUAGUACUGAUCUAGGAUCAGUUUUGCCUUUUAGAUAAUUAUGAAUCAGAUUAUGUGGAUAGGCAGGACUUGAUCCUAGAUCAGCACUCCUACUCUGAGAUGCUUGAUACAUUUGGCCCCAGGUCUCAGUCAGGUCUCUGGUAUAUUAGGGACACAGAUGGAGAGACACACUGGGGUUGGAAGAAACAAGAGGAAUGGAUGGAUGAGUAGACGGAAGAACAGAUAUAUGAAACCAACACAAACUGUAUAUACAAACCAGAGAUGGGACAAGUAGAGACUAGUGAUGAUCAUACUAAGGGGAAAAGAACGCAGUUCUUACAUUUAGUUUUGCCAAUACAUUGCUCAUUCGUUUAUAGAAUGUCUAUUUUAUGUUGAUUUGUUGUGUUAAUAAUUAUUCUCAACAGAGCGUCAUUAUGUUGUUGCUAUGUAGCAUAACUUUUAAUUUAUCAUACUUUGACAAGUUAUUCUAAGAUUAUAGUUUACACAUAAAUGUUAUCAUUAUUUUCAAAUAGUUUUCACUCUUUUGUAAAGCGUACUGUAAAGCAUUCCAGAGGUCAUCAUUUGAAAGGUCAGUAAACUAGAAGAUAUUAAGAAUAGGCUAUGUAUCUGGACCAGUUACAUUGUUUGUACCUGGUGACGAUUAGAGGUAUAUUUAUUGAUGAGCAAAGGGAGAAAGAAGCCUACAGUCUGUGGUAUACUAUUGAUGACAGAAGUUAUGGGAUAAAGGGGCAAUCUUGGAUUUGUAAAAACAAAAAGCAGUCAACAAUCAAUGGCUAUAUAUCAUGAAUUUAAAAGUCAAAAAAUGAAUUUGUACCAAUCCCAGAUUGCCCCUUUGUCUACCAAUAAUUUUGAGGACAGGAAAUACAACUUUUGCAUUUACAAUAAUCUCUCUCUGAUUAAUCCUGCAUAUAAUUACACAUGUAUUGUCUUUAACAUAUCUAAUAUCUCAAUAAUCAAAUAGAGUUAACAUUUGUUCAGAAAAAUACCUAGACUUGGGCCUCCCGAGUGGCACUGCAUCGCAGUGCUUGAGGUGUCACUACAGACCCUGGUUCGUUCCCAGGCUGUGUCACAACCGGCCGUGACCAGGAGACCCAUAGAGCGGCGCGCAAUUGUCCUAACGUCGUCCGGGUUAAAGGAGGGUUUGGCCCAGCGUCGUCCGGGUUAGAGGAGGGUUUGGCCCAGCGUCGUCCGGGUUAGAGGAGGGUUUGGACCAGCGUCGUCCGGGUUAGAGGAGGGUUUGGCCCAGCGUCGUCCGGGUUAGAGGAGGGUUUGGCCGGCACGAAUGUCUGUCUCAUCUCUCAUUAGCGACUCCUGUGGUGGACCGGGCGCAGUGCACGCUGACACGGUUGCCAGGUGCACAGUGUUUCCUCCGACACUUUGGUGCGGCUGGGUUCCGGGUUAAGUGGGCAUUGGGUCAAGAAGCAGUGCGGCUUGGUUGGGUUGUGUUUCGGCAGACGCACGGCUCUCGAUCCUUCGCCUCUCCCGAGUCCGUUGGGGAGUUGCAGCGAUGAGACAAGAUCGCAAUUGGAUGUCACGAAACUGAUUCCAUUUAAAUGUAUAUGUUCUUGUUAGGUUUUUAUUUUGUUUUCUCUCACAUUUCCACAUCAAUGUUGUGUCUUGUUUUAAAACAGAUAUGGACCUGGUGUACAGUAUAUUAAAUGGUGGUUUACAGUAUAUGGUUUGAUAUUUCCAUAGAGACUUGAUGUUUCCCCACAGAAGCUGUACAGUAAUAACAAUCCGUCCACUGAAUAUGUUGUUGUAGUCAUCAUCUGUAUAAGUACUGUACCAUAUUGUGUUCAUACAUUACAUGGCAAUACAAUCCAAAACAUGUCUGAAAAGUGA
Oncorhynchus mykiss (rainbow trout) is the source of this 3421-nucleotide messenger RNA. Its product is annotated as arfaptin-2. NCBI's taxonomy places the organism in Eukaryota, Metazoa, Chordata, Actinopteri, Salmoniformes, Salmonidae. Gene Ontology annotation, biological process: regulation of Arp2/3 complex-mediated actin nucleation; intracellular protein transport. The record is from RefSeq and is a predicted model, not a curated record. Gene Ontology annotation, molecular function: protein domain specific binding; phospholipid binding. Gene Ontology annotation, cellular component: trans-Golgi network membrane.